Molecule: messenger RNA, 7905 nt
Organism: Colletotrichum chrysophilum
Lineage: Eukaryota; Fungi; Ascomycota; Sordariomycetes; Glomerellales; Glomerellaceae
Exons: 5
Coding region: 1-7905 (2634 amino acids)
Molecular function (GO): protein binding
Source: RefSeq, a predicted model, not a curated record
AUGGCGACGCUGCAAGUAUCGAGGAGAUAUCGCUCCUCCACCUCUGCGUCCUCUCACGCAGUUACCUCCAAGGCUACCGAGAUCCUGCGCGGCAUGCUCGAAGAUUUAGCGAACGGCCUGCGACAACGAAAAUCGACCGACGGCUACCCCGAAUUUCCCGUACUGCUCAAGAGCCUUCGCCAGAUCCGUCAGCACAUUGCCGCCACCGAACCGCCAAGCCCGCCCCAAGAUGACUUUCGACACCUGCGCGGCUUCACGCAGCUGCUCGACGUGCUGCGAUCCUUUUCGGGAUUCUACAACCCCCAGCGACGAACAGAUGAGGAGAAGAAUGGAUUAUUUGGACUACUCGAGGCCGUGCUGGACGUCUUCGCCGCGGCAUUCCACGACCACCCUGGGAACAAACGCUAUUUCCGUCAUCGAGUCGAAGGAGGUGGGUGGGAGGCUAUCGAACAGACUAUCGCCAGCGUGGGGCUUGGAGGCAGCGACUCGGACCUGUGGACAAAUUGUCAAGUGUUUGGCAAGCUUCUGGCUUUCUCGCUGGGCGACAAGAAAGUGGACGCUUUAUGCCAGUCGAUUGCAUCUACGCCCACGACGGUCGAGGAUGCCAAGCCGGAGCCAGAAAAAGGGGCCGAGGACGAUGCGACAGAACAGACAACGUCAACACCCCAAAAGACGAGAGACUAUGCCCAGGAGGUACGCGACAUCGUCCAGAAGAAGGCCGUCUUCCGUAAUCCCGAAAUCCUGCGCGCCGUCGUCGGCUUUUGGGAGUCAAUACCAAGAGCGGAGGACAUGCCGGCCAACCCCUGUUCGAUGAUCGUUCUCGAGAUCAUGUCAAGUGUGGUCUCAAUCUCCCUUUUCAAUCUGUCCGCGCUACAUACCACUGGCGUUCUCUCUCGCUUCUUGAGGGUCGUCUUCGACCCCGAGCCAAGAUUAAGCCAGCCUGAAAAAGACAAGCUUCUUAUUCUGUGCAAAAAGCUCAUGUACUUGGGCGUCAACCAACCAUCAGACACCCAGUUCCUACUAGCAAAUCCUUCACCAGAGGCAUCAGAGUUCUGCUUGGAAAUGGCGUCAAGCUACACUGGACCCCCUUUCUUUCAAUUCGACCUCUCUCUACAUGGCCACUCUUCCAUCGAGCUACCUACGCUGGGCCGCUCAUUUCCGCCAAGCUCAUCCCCCGGCUAUACCUUUACAGCAUGGAUACGCGUGGACAGAUACGAUCCCGCAGCUCACACUACACUCUUUGGUGUCUUUGACGCCACCCAGACAUGCUUUCUUCUGAUGUACCUCGAGAGGGAUACCCACAACUUCAUCUUGCAGACCUCUGUUACGUCCAGUCGCCCAAGUGUUAGGUUCAAGGGUAUGGCCUUCAGAGAAAAGCAGUGGUACCAUCUUGCCCUUGUUCACAGACGGCCAAAGACAAUGACUGCAAGUAAGGCUUCUCUGUACGUCAAUGGCGAGUUUGUUGAGCAAAUCAAGUGCUCCUACCCCUCUCCACCACCAUUCACAAAUGGCAGCACUGAAAGCUUUGCCUCUUUCGCAUCUGCCAAUGCCAAAUCGCAUCCUGUUCAAGCGUUUCUGGGUACUCCAAGAGAUCUCUCCAGCCAGGUUGGCGCAGGAUUGGUGUUUUCCAAAUGGUCCCUUGCAUCUGCGCAUCUCUUCGAGGAUGUCCUCAGUGACGACUUUCUUGCUGUUCACUAUGGUCUAUCGCCAAAAUACCAAGGCAACUUCCAAGAUAGCCUCGGCGGCUUUCAGACUUACGAAGCCUCCGCCUCUCUCGGCUUGAGGAAUGAAGUGUUCCAUCCUGGCAGAGACGAAAGCUCCGAUAUUAUUAGGGCUAUUCGCGAUAAGGCUGGAAGUCUACUACCAGAGGUGAAGAUUCUGCUCGGCAUCGUUCCUGCAGGCGUAUUCAGAGAGGAUGGCGUGUAUCAAGAUACCCAGCUGUACCGCGCAUUGCCUCGAAGCGCGGCAACCAACCUCAUCCAAAUGACUCAUAGGACCGGCUCGACCAUCGCGGUCAAUACUGCUCUGCCCUGUCUUCUUGACGCCUUGGCACGAUCCCAUGGAAUCGCUGUCAUGACCGGAAGCCCUGUGGCCGCCACGCCCUCCUACUUCGAUGAUAACUUCUGGAGGUUGGCUGGGUUUACUCCACUUGCUCUCAAGAUCGUGGAGCGUGCGGCUACGGUAGAGGAGACUGUGCGGGCAGUUGAGAUGACAUUUCUCUGCAUCCGGAAAAGCUGGAGAAACAGUGAGGCCAUGGAACGCGAUAACGGCUACGCAAUCCUCGGCAUGCUUCUCAGAGCCAAACUAGGCUACACCGUCAACCUCGGUGCCGAUAAUGCGAACUUGCGGCUGCCUAUCUCGAGCGAGGAGCGAGACCGUUUGAGCUUUCAGCUCUUGAGCCUCGUCCUAGACUUUGUGGGAUACAAGCACGCUGAGCCCCUGGAGUCAUUCAUUGUCAACCCUCUGGCAUAUCGCAUCCUACUCAUUGACUUCGACACUUGGCGGCGGUCGGCUCCAAUCACCCAAGAGCUCUACUACAAGCAGUUCGUGACAUUCUCCGUCAAGAGCAAAUACCAUCAGUUCAACAGCCGGCGGCUGAUGCGUAUGAGAAUCGUUAAACGACUACUUGAUGCUAUGAAGGCAGAGUCAAUUUCAGAAGAGGUGCUGCCUCAUUUUAUGAGCGCUCUGGAGCACCUUGUCAAAUGCAACUACACGGCGGAAGUGCAUCGCUCUCUCGCCCUUUUUAUCACAUACGCCUACCACUCGCCCAUCGCAUCUCUCGUCAGGACCCCCCGACCCGCCUCCGCCAUCACUCGAUCCCCCACUCCCGGAUUUGCCAGAAGGGCUACAUUUGAUUCUAACAGUGCCUCGAGCAACACAACAUCUAGAUUCCUCACGAAGAAGCAGUUAGGUGCCAAGAUUCUUGGGAUGUACUCUAUUCUCCUUUGUGAGAAGGGUAACAAGGCCAACAUCAGCAAGUUCGCCAGAACAGUGACCAAUAAGGUGAGACCGCCGCCUGACGAAAACCAAUUAUAUUUAUUGAGCAUGGACCAGUGGUUACUGUAUCUCUUGGCGAGCGACGACUCCGAGACUGUAAUGAAUGGCACCAAGAUCUUGGCCAGACUGCUCGUUACCCACGGCUCCACGUAUACGUCGAAAUUCUCGGGUAAGACGGGCGGCUUCACUAUUAUGGCGCACCGUUUGAAGCGCUGGUGGUAUAUACCUUCCUUGUGGCCGAUUUGCUUCUGCAUCUUCUUUGGCUUUGAUGUGGCUGAGAUCGACUUGGAGCGGAACUUUGAGUUCUCCAGCUUGCUUGAGACGUUUGGCAAGUCUAGAAUCACCUACCCGGAGAGCCUCCAAGUCAUCACGUCGAUGCUGCAGCAUGGACUCAAGGAUGUCAUGAAGCAUCAGGAAGACCCGAACUCCCCACACUCUCCUCAGAAACUACAGAACCUUCAGGCAAGCGGCUUCGAGGGAUUGGAGACCCGACCACGGGCAAAGUCGAUGGAGACGAGAGGCCUCGACUCAAGAGAAAACGCCCAACGCGAAAGCGAAAGGAUAUCUAGCAACGCGCCCAUGCUUCAUACGGUCAUCCGGUUUAUGGCAGACCUGCACUCUCGCUCUCAGGAGUUUAGGGACUUCGCCCUCACGUCGGAGUAUGUGAGAUACCUCCUUUGGGCCGCGUAUCCGAUCAUCGUCAGCACCGACGCCGUUACACCGGACACGGAACUCAACUCGCGGGACUCUGCCUUGACGUUUGAGGGCGGCGACGUGAUGAUCCGUCCUCUUGCUGGCUCCCAGCCUGGACCCAUUGUCCGCACGACAAGCACAGAUGCUGUUGCUACUCUUGCAGGCAAUCCGCGCGGAACCCCUCUGCGGAAAGCAUCCGGCUUCGUUCUGCUCACGAAUCAACAAUCUCCCAAGGCACCCAGUUCUGCGAGAUUCGCACCAGUCAUGUCGCCAAAGAAGAAACUUGCCUCGCAGCAAUCAAGCAGCGCGACCCUGGACGGCCUAUUGGAGUUGGUCAUUAGCGUCUUCAUCGACCAGGUCUUCACUCGGAAAGAGUUUCCAGGCUUUGGUUUGUUCCUGAAGAUUCCGCCAGGCUUCCAAGAGCACCAGGCGUAUUUUGAGUCUUUCGUGCUUAGAAACACGCUCCAGCGCCUCGGGACUCACAUACAACCAAACCAAAAGGUCUUGUGUGAGCCCAAGAUCCUCACCAACAUGGGCCGUCUCGCCGCUCAUGUCACGGAGUCAAUAUUUGAGGGCUGGUUUAUUAAUGGCACAGAGCCAAUGUUGGAAUUUGCUGGCAUGGUGCUGGAGUAUCUCCAACGGCCAGAGGUCGCCAGCGUCAAGAGCGUUCGUCUCUGCAGCCAAGCAGUGUCUACAAUACGCCAGUGCUUCCUUAAGCUUCUGCUCCUACGCUUCUCCGAACUGGAUGACCCCGAUACGCCGGACUCCGGCGCCAAGGACUUCAUGAGCAAGAUUCUUUACUGGCAGGCGCCUAUUCUCGGCUGUCUUUCUAACGAAGAGGAGUUUAUGAAGCUCUUCUGGUACCAGCUUUAUACAAAGCUUGUCGACUCGCGGGCCUCCAUUCGGUCUGCCGCGGCAACCAUCAUGCGCAUCAUGCUGGUUCAGAAACCAGAUGAAGCCAAGGUUCUCUUCCGGCAAUGCGUGCAACCGGACCAACAACACCUUACGAAGGAAUUCGCUGUUAAGCUCACUGAAGUCGACGAUGACACGUUCAUCGAGUGGGUGGACAAGCACCGCGCUUCGUUGGAUGCCUUCUUCUUUGGGGGGAUAUCAAAAGCAUGGGAGGAGUUUGUGGCUGUCGAAAACCAGCGAACUAUAGAUUCGGCUAAGUACCGUUUGGCAAAACGCAGGGAUCGGCUCAAGGCAUGGCAGACAGAGUCACUGACUAUGGAUAACGUGCUUUUGCGGCACGACAUGGCGAACGGGGCCUGGAUGAAGAGCAUCUUCAACAGCGAGCAUUUCAAGCACCAGCGUCUUACUCAGGACCAACAGGAUGACAUGGCUUAUCUGGCUGCGGCAUUCCUGAAGAUGGACCUGGAUCUCAAACGGCCCGGUGCGGUCUUUGCUGAGCAGACUCAGUUGAAGUGGAAGCUCGAUCGUACCGAGGGCCGCAACAGAAUGCGGUUGAGACUUCUUCCGGAUUAUUCAAAGAAACACUCAGACUACCAGCCAAAGCGCAGAGCAGGUGAAGCUCCGUCAACGCCAUCCUCCCUCAAAGUCAACACCAACAUGGCUCCGGCCCAGAUAUCCCCGUCUCCGGUUAAGCCAGCCACGCCAGCAUCGUCACAGCUACAGCUUGGCCUUGAUGGCGCCAAAGAUACUACCGAUUCGCCCCCGGAUACAGAACAGGAAGAGGAAGCCAACGAGUCCGCUGUAGCCACUGAAGAGGACUUUGAGUUGGUCGACGACCCCAAUGAUGCCAACGAGGGUGACGAUGGCUUCGAAGACAAGAACCGCAAGGUUAUGAGGCGACUGGAGCAAGGAGAUCAGGUCCAGGCGGUGUACAACAUUUCACGCAUCGUAGGCUUGGAAGGGUGUGAGGGUAUCCUCAUCAUCGGCAAAGAUGCCCUUUACAUCAUGGAUAACGUCUUCCAAUGCGCCUCUGGGGAGAUUGUCAACGCAUGGCAAGCUCCCCCUGAGGAGCGAGACCCGUUCUCUGAAAUCAUCACGGAUGCGAAGACUACAGAACAGCGCCAGAGUUCCAGUAGAAGCGAACAAGAAUCGCGGAGCUGGAGGUGGUAUGACGUGAUCAGUAUCUCAAAGCGCAGAUUCCUGUUCCGAGACGUCGCCAUCGAGGUCUUCUUCACCGAUGGUCGCAGCUACCUGCUGACCUCCAUCAACCCCAAUAUCCGAGAUGAAGUUUUUGGCAAGUUGAUGAGCAAGGCGCCGCACACCAAUGCUGCCAGCUCACUGCCCAACCCCGAAGAUGCCUGGCGAUUGGAGGCGCUGAAGGUAUCUGAGGAACAGCCCCAAGGCUUUGGUUCCAAGUUUGGAAGUAUUUUCAAUUCGACGCCAUGGAACCCAGCAAUGAGGAAAUGGCAAAAGGGCGAGAUGUCCAACUUCCACUACCUGAUGCUCGUCAACACUAUGGCCGGUCGCACGUUCAACGAUCUCACCCAGUACCCCGUCUUCCCGUGGGUCUUGGCCGACUACACGAGUGAAGAGCUCAAUCUCAACGAUCCAGCGAGCUUCCGAGACCUCUCAAAGCCGAUGGGUGCCCAGACAUCUGGUCGCGUCUCAGGUUUCAGAGAGUCUUAUGAUGCUUUGGCAGAGAUUGGCGAGACUCCUUUCCACUAUGGAACGCACUACUCCUCUGCUAUGAUCGUGUCAUCGUAUCUCAUCCGUCUGCCUCCAUUCGUCCAGUCGUAUAUCCUCCUUCAGGGCGGAUCAUUUGACCACGCGGACCGUCUCUUCCAGUCUAUCCCUCAUGCCUGGCAGUCGGCCUCUUGCGACAACAAGGCGGAUGUCAGGGAGCUGAUCCCAGAGUUCUUCUGCUUGCCAGAGUUCUUGACCAACAUCAAUCAGUACAACUUUGGUAACCGUGAAAGCACCGGCACCAAGGUCAAUAAUGUUGUCCUGCCGCCGUGGGCCAAGGGUGACCCGAAGAUCUUUAUUGCCAAGCAUCGUGAAGCUCUCGAAAGCCCAUACGUCAGCCAGAACUUGAACCAAUGGAUCGAUUUGGUGUUUGGAUACAAGCAAAGAGGCGACGCUGCCAUCGACAACCUGAACGUCUUCCACCAUCUGUCGUACCGCGGAGCAACUGAUCUUGACAACAUCAGCGAUCCCCAAGAGAGGAGAAUCACUGCCGGCGUCAUCCAUAACUUUGGGCAGACGCCUCACCAAGUCUUUACUCGGUCCCAUCCUGCUCGUGAGCAUGCAUCAUGCCCGAUCAGGCGUCUGGAUACAUCCGUCUACGCCCUGACCAGGCUGUCCCACCCCCUCCUUGAAUCGCACGAAAGGGUCGCAUCACUCAUCUACUCCCCCAAGAUCGACCGGCUCAUCUGCGCCUCGCCUUUCCGCCUGAAUGUUGCGCCGUACGACAAGUUCCUUGAAUGGGGCUAUGCUGACAACAGUGUCCGGUUCUUCUUCAGCGACAACAGGAGGGUAAGAAAGCCCGGUACUUUCUCUGGACGAGCCUCAACUAAUGAUCAGAAGCCGGCGGGACUAUUCGAAAACCUUCACAUCGGCCAGCUAUCUUGCGCCACUUUUGCGGACUCCAAGACCCUCAUCACCGCCGGAGAGGAUUGCGUUAUUUCUGUCUAUGCGGUUCACACCGCUCCUGGAAAGGUCGUGGACCUACUCCCUCGGAAGUCGCUCUUUGGACACCGCUCUCCUGUGACCAACAUGGCCGUUUCCAAGUCGUUCAGCACGUUCGUCUCCGUGUCGACAGAUGGCCAGGCCUUCCUUUGGGACCUCAACCGGCUGGAGUUCAUUCGCAAGUUACCCCUCUCAAGAGCUGUGGAAUGCGCUCGCAUCAACGAUGUCUCUGGAGAGAUUAUGCUGGGAUCCGGGCCUAAUGUGGUACUUUACACAAUCAACGGCACAGUCAUCCUCGACCAGAAUGUCUGCGCCGAGCCGGAUGACUAUGUGCAUGCUUGUGCCUUCUACGAGGGUGCGGGGAAUGAGUGGCUGGAAAGCUGCCUCAUAUUCACGGGCCAUAAGAGAGGCCGCGUGAACGUCUGGAAGAAGACCGCGAAGAACGGCAGGUGGAUUCUGGAACUGCUUCGACGGUUAGACCAUGUGGACCCACGAUCGGAAGUGGGCGCCAAUUACGAUGCAGGCAUUACAUGCAUCACUCCCAUGCCGCAAUGUGUCUACACCGGCGACGACGACGGGCGAGUGUAUGAGUGGAACUUGGUUCAGAGAGAUAGAUAG